This is a messenger RNA of Symphalangus syndactylus (siamang), 2028 nucleotides long. RefSeq names its product leucine rich single-pass membrane protein 2 (gene LSMEM2). The record is from RefSeq and is a predicted model, not a curated record. NCBI's taxonomy places the organism in Eukaryota, Metazoa, Chordata, Mammalia, Primates, Hylobatidae.
GCGGUGUCAGGGCCCGAGUUUCUCCUGUCCAAGGUUACCUGGUGAGGAUUAAAGGUGGUUCCGGCCAGGCGCGGUGGCUCACGCCUGUAAUCCCAGCAUUUUGGGAGGGCGAGGCAGUCGGAUCAUGAGGUCAGGAGUUCACGACCAGCCUGACCAACAUGGUGAAACCCUGUCUCCACUAAAAAUACAAAACUUAAGUGGGUGUGGUGGCGCGCGCCUUUAAUCCCAGCUACUCAGGAGGCUGAGGUAAGAUAAUUGCUUGAACCAGGGAGGCAGAGGUUGCAGUGAGCCGAGAUCGCCCCACUGCACUCCAGCCUGGGCAACAGAGCGAGACUCAGUCUCAAAAAAAGAAAAGAAAACUGGGUGAUGUGGAAAAGAAUGUACGCAGAAGGCCUCACUGAAGGGGUAGCAUUUGAGCUCCCUGACAAGAAGGGGUUGGCCACAGGGCUAUCUGGGAGCAGAGCAUUCUAGGAGGGAACAGCCACCGCCAAGCCCCUGAGGUGGUAACAAGCUUGUUGACUUUGAGGAACAUCAGGGAGGCCAGUGUGAGACAGCGGAGUGACAGGUUUGAGGUGUGUAGGAAGUAGAGCCCACAGUCUUGCUUUGCCCCCACUGGGAAUGAAGGGCACAGGGAUCCAACCACAGAGGGAAAGCUGGAAGCUGGACCACCUCCUCCCUUCAAGACUCCGUGGAGCCAAUGAUGCCCAGCCAGAGGAGCAGGGGGCCAUUGGCCCCCAACCAUGUGCAUGAGGUACGCCUGCACCGGGUGGAGUCCAUCAGCGACCUACAUAGUGGAGCAGGCACACUGCGCCCCUAUCUAACUGAAGAGGCACGGCCGUGGGAUGAGCUGCUGGGCGUUUUGCCGCCGUCACUGUGUGCCCAGGCUGGCUGCAGCCCUGUGUACAGACGAGGAGGGUUCCUGCUGCUGCUCGCGCUGCUGGUGCUCACUUGCCUGGCGCUCGCACUCCUGGCUGUCUACCUGAGCGUGCUGCAGAGUGAAUCCCUGCGCAUCCUGGCACACACACUCCGCACGCAGGAGGAGACACUACUCAAACUCCGCUUGGCCAGCCUCAGCCAGCUUCGGAGGCUCAACUCCAGUGAGGCCCAAGCACCCAGCUGAGAUGCUAUUUGGAUCUGGGGCCUGGAGGUGUGUGUGUGUGGGGGGAAUAAAGUGGCUAUGGGCAGGUCUCUCCUUCCCUACUGCUGGCUGCCACAUCUACACUAUUUCCUUGGUGAGAUUUUUGUACAAGAACCUGUUGUUAAUAGCUGCCUGCCUCUCCUGAUCUCUUCAAGCCAGGCCUAGCCAAGCCUCUGGUGCCAAAGCCUUGCUUUGGGUGGCCCAAGGUCAGGGGAAGGGGCACCAUCCUCCUGGCUCCUCCUGUGGCCUGUCAGCACUCUCUGGCCACCCCAGAUGGCAGGUUCUGAAGUCUAGAAAUAGCUGCCCCCAUAGCAAUCACCCAAACUCUGCCAGGCCUCCCAGUGAGGGUCUAGCCUCAGCUCUCAAAGACAGGCUGGGCUCUGAGUAGGGGGAGAGGUGCCACCUGGGGAAGACUGCCUUGGAGGGCAAAGGUGACACUGUGGAAGACCCAGUUGGGCCCAAGCCUGGGAUGGUAGAUGGGGAGGGAGAAUAGAAAAAUACCCAGGGGUUAAGACCACAGAAGGCUGACCGUUCUGUUUAAUUAUCUGUAAUAAUCUUUAAAAAUCAGCACACAAAUCCAUUCCAGGUAGCUUUGCCUCCCCACCUGCUAUGGUGGCAUUUGUCCAGAUGCCACCACCCCCCUAAGAGUGGGUCAUCCUGGGGGAGCAAGGCCUGAGAAAGGAAAGGAAGGGAAAGACCCCCUAGUGCCUGCCCCACAGCCCUGAGGCAGGCACAUAUUUAGCCUGGCCUGAGACAGGACAGGAAGAGGCCACAGGGCUGAGUGCAGGGACAAAGGGGCCAGGGUCCCAAGUGUCCGGGCCCCCAGCUACCCACCCCAUGUCUGUUUUUGGUUUUGUCAUUAAAAAAAUAAAGUGACAAAUACUGGUGGA